AAGCCAUUUCUAGCACAACUUUGAUCCGGAAGCUGGACGUCUAGAACACGAGUCGUGCUCUCCAUGCGGUGCUUACUGCGUAUCGACACUCACGCUCGACGCAUGAGAAGGCCUUGUUGCCACAACUCGCAACAACACUGUUUCAUGUGAACAUCAUCAUGCACAUCUCCAUCUCCUCAGUGCGCAAGGCCUUCCGACCGAGCGGCAAACAGCUGUCAUGCUCUUCUUUCGAGAUGAUUCAAGCUGUUAUCUCAUUUGAAACUCUACCAGAAGAUAUACUCUACCAUAUUUUCAGCUACCUAUCAGUAACGGAAAUCGUGAGGUUGCAAAGGGUGUCCAAGACACUCAAGUCAGCCGUGCUUCGCGACGCAACCUGGUUUAAUAUAUACCGUACUUCCUCACGUCCACGUAUUCCCGCAUUAUUGUCCACCAACUCCGCAAGCUAUCUUCAGUCGUGGCUAACUUCAAGUGAGAAAUUCGAUCGCUGGUGCUCAAAUGGCCCACGAGAUGGGAAGAUGACCAUGGACAAUAAGAGAUAUAAUUCCCGAGCACUGAAUUUCGGCAACAAAGAACUUCCACUCCCUGGAGUCGCUCGCAGAAGAACGGUCGAGCUCUAUCCAGAUGCCACCGGGAAUCACACCCCUUACGGCCUCAUUUUCAGCCGUUGGUUGAUUGUCACCAGCAUCUGCUCUUCAGAGGCACCUGUCAGGUGCUUUGACCUGGAUGCAGACAAAGGAAAUGACCCAGCCGAAGAAGCACCCCUGCAGCUCUAUGCUAAACAUUCGACUGUGUUGUACACGACUUCCGGCAUGAUUUUUGACCUCCGUUGCGUCCAAAGCACGCGAACGAACGGAGAACGUGUUGCAUUUGUAAUUUUGGUGGAGAAUUUUUUUGCAUUGAAGGUGUUUCAAUUCCAUAUCAGCUCGAAAGGCUCUCAGCCACACGUCGUACUUCAAGAUGUUUUUACAAGGCAUGACAUGCAUUUAUCUAGUCUUCGAGAGGUUUCGCUUGGUCCGAGGUUAAUUGCCAUCAAGUACGCGCGAGGUGGUACUUUCAGGAGCCCAGGACCCAAGAGUGACCACAUUCUCUGCCUUGACAUUGAAACGUUCACAACAUUUACUGUGACGCACGAUGAUGCUGCUUCACCGAGCCCAGUCGAGUCUAUGCUUUCGUGCACCUCGCACUUGCUGCUGCUGCGCGCGUCAUCGACUCACACGUUGGUCGAAGCAUAUGAAAUCCCUCCAUCCCAACCCAACGAGUGCAAACUGCAGGGUUCGGCUAACGAUCUUAAUCCAAAUACGUCUGCAGGUCGCCUGCAACGUAGCCACGAGGGUGUCGUCGGUAGCAAGCUAUCCAAUGUAGUCAUUGUUCACGACCCCAUGUUUCCUUAUUCUCGUUCUGCCGCCAGUGGCGAAGGCAGCUAUCACGAUGACGAAGGCGUCACAAUCACCGCCUCGUUCCACAAUCGCACGGAUGACCACAAAACAUUCCUUGGUCUCGUGCGACUGACUUUACUACCCCGGGAUAGUCUCUCCAGCGGGGGCAUCGCCACUAGGAUAUUGGGCUCACAUAUACAUCCUACGGAUCCCUCCCCGCCUACAGUAGUCAUGGACUCUUCAUUCAAUGGCUCAACAAAGGGCUUCGUUUUCUAUCCUGAAGAAGUCACAGAAACAUCAUUAAUACCUAGGUUCCGCGUACGACCUGCACUGAGCGUUCGUUCGCCACAACCUCCUGAAGCCGAGUUCAUCUCCGUCAUGCUUGGGGAGGGAACGGGGGAGAGAUUGAAGAAGCGUCGGGAGAUCACAUCGCUGGUACGAACUACCGCAGCAUCUCUACGAUACACCGACUUUGCGUCCGGUGACGAGGAUACCUUGGAAGAGGCACAAGCUGCUAGAAGGGCACGGGCAACAAUACGCGUGGUUCCAUGUCCACUUCCGGUCGAUGGUAUUUCGGCAAGAGAUAUACUGUUCGACGGCUGCACAGGUCGAAUGGUUUGCAAGCGGCCCGUACGUGUCGCUCACAGAUGGAUGAAGAGGAUCGAGGUCUGGGAUAUCGUUUGAGGCGCUCGAUGAGCCCAAAGCAUUCUAAUA
Suillus fuscotomentosus is the source of this 2090-nucleotide messenger RNA. RefSeq lists its product as uncharacterized. Lineage: Eukaryota; Fungi; Basidiomycota; Agaricomycetes; Boletales; Suillaceae. The record is from RefSeq and is a predicted model, not a curated record. The transcript has 4 exons. Bases 159 to 2060 code for a protein of 633 amino acids. Gene Ontology annotation, molecular function: protein binding.